UGUCAGAACGUUGAAACCAAUAUAGGAACAUUCAAAACAAAUUAAAAUAAAUUAUAGUUUUUUGGAAAAUAUUCGAUAUAUACGUAUAAUAUAAAAUUAUGAAUUUGCUGCCAAAAACUCAUGAAGAAUUCAGUAAAUCAGAUUAUUGGAAUUCUUUCUUUAAAAAGCGGGGAGAAAAGUCUUUUGAAUGGUAUGGUGAAUAUUUAGAGCUUUGUGAUAUUUUAAACAAAUACAUUAAGCCAAAAGAUAAAAUUUUGGUAGUAGGAUGUGGCAAUUCAAAACUUUCGUUGGAUAUGUACGAUACUGGUUAUAAGGAAAUUAUAAAUAUAGAUAUUUCACAUGUAGUUAUCAAUCAAAUGUUGGAUCUGAAUCGAAAAACAAGACCAGAUAUGCAAUUCUUACAAAUGGAUGCCACAAAAAUGACAUUUCCGGACGAACAUUUUUCAGUAGUUCUAGAUAAAGGCACUUUAGAUGCGUUAAUGACGAGUGAUGAAGAUAGUGUAGUUUCUAUUGUUCAAAAAUAUUUUGAGGAAAUCUGUAGGGUUUUACGCAACGGCGGCAGAUAUGUCUGUAUAAGUCUUUUGCAAGAGCAUAUAGCAAAAUUCGCAAUUAAUUUCUUCCAAAGCCAUUCUUGCAUGUUACGAGUAGUUCGGUGUGUGGAAGCAGAAAAUAUUAUGAGUGCUCAAAGUAGCGAAAUGAGUUUCCCUAUUUUUGCUUUGGUUGUUACAAAAUUCAAAAACCUUAAUCAAAAGGUUCUAGAAAUUUGUAUGGGCGGAGAUAAAGCUCAGAGAGUUCAGUCUGAAUCUCAAGUAUUAGAAAGUAUUGAUUCAAUACAAAAAACUGCAUUGAUAUUCAAUUCUCUCAGAAAAAAAGCUCUGCAAGAUAAAAAUGAUGAAUUAGUUAUUGAGUUAUGUGAAGUGAGCACUAAUAAAAUACGGUUUACAAUAUAUGUUGUAGAACAAACUCCACAAAGAGGAAAUUCAAAGUAUGGAGCAUUUAUAGUACCUCAAGGAAGAGAAGCAGAAUGGUUAUUUUCUACUAAAAGCGGAAGAAAGAAGCUUUUAAAUACAGCUAAACAUAAUCGUUUAGCAAUUGUUACAUUACACAGAGAUCAAGAGUAUGAAUCCCUAGAAAAAAUUCAAGAAGAGCUUAAUAGUACUUUAUUAAACCUUAAACCAAACGGAAUGAUAGAAAAAAUACCUUACUUGUCUGUUGGCCCUGAUGUUGGCAAAAGAGAACUUGUAGCAAAAGGUAAUUCACAGUUUUCUGGUGAAUAUCGAAUAGAAGAUGUAGAAUAUGAAGGUGGAAAAAUAUAUAGACGUUUAGUGUUUAUGAGCAACCAGAAUGUAAUUCAGUCAGAAGCCCUUAUACAAAAGAUUAAACGAAAAAACAAAGAAGAAAAAAUAAUAAAUUUGGAUUAUUUAGCUUGUGAGCAUCAUAUUUAUAUUACAAUAGGAAUAAACAUGGCCACAAAAUUCAUUCAAAAAAGGAAAGUUGAUGAUAAAAUUCUCGUUGUUGGUCUUGGAGGGGGCGGUUUGUGUUCAUUUGUCCAUAAGACUUGCGAUAAUAUUAUAAUUCAUGCGAUUGAGAUAGACUGUGAAAUCUCUAAUGUAGCGGAAAACUAUUUUGGUUUAAAAUUAGACGAGAGAAUGCAAGUUUUUAUUGAAGAUGGUUUAAAUUUUUUAAAAAGUUGUACAACACAGUACAAAAUAAUUAUCUUUGAUGUAGAUAAUAAAGAUUUAUCAUUAGGUAUGAGUUGUCCGCCUAAAGAGUUUGUAGAAAAGGAUGUUCUUAAUAUUGUAAAAAAACUGAUUGAACCAGAUGGAUUUUUUAUAUUAAAUCUCGUUUGUCGUGAUGAAAUUUUAAGAAACGAAAUUAUAACGCAAUUGAAAGAAGUUUUCAAACACAUUUGCACAUAUAAAUUAGAAGAAGAAGUUAAUGAAAUUGUUUUCUGUACUAAUCAAAAGGAUUUAUUUAGUAUGAUAGAUUGGAGGAAUAAAUUGGAGAGAUCUUGCAAAGAAUUGAACAAUAUUAUAAAAAAGAAAAAAAUUAAUAAUAACAGUUUUGAAAAUUUAGUUGAAUUCUUAAAUAAUUUAUCUAUAUCUUAGUUAUAAUAAAAAAUAUAAUGUAAAAUUAAAAAUAAUAAAAAAUUUAAGAAAUUA
Molecule: messenger RNA, 2162 nt
Organism: Condylostylus longicornis
Lineage: Eukaryota; Metazoa; Arthropoda; Insecta; Diptera; Dolichopodidae
Product: eEF1A lysine and N-terminal methyltransferase homolog
Exons: 10
Coding region: 99-2108 (669 amino acids)
Source: RefSeq, a predicted model, not a curated record